CGUCGUCGUAUAUAUACACUGUGUGGAGUUGCCCUAGCUCAAAGCGCCCAUACUGAAAUGACCAGAGGAUACACUUGAGCAGACAACCUUAAUUAGUGCUUUUAGCACGCGGUUGCGUUCAUCAUAUCCGUAGACUUAUCAACUGCUGUCUUCAAAAGACAUUCGAUAUUAUUGACUUCACUUGUUGAACGCGUUUAACCAGCUUUGUUGCUCGAUAACAUAUCGGAAACACCUUUUUCUUAUCUUGACUUGGAUAUCCAUCAAUACGCAACCAUGGUUGCCAUGACCAAGAGAGUGAAGACCUUCGAAAUCAUCUUCAGCGAUCCUAGCAAGGCUUUCUAUUGCAGUGGAGACAAAGUAGCUGGGAGGGUCGUGGUUGAGGUGACCGAAGUAACUAGAGUCUCGGCUAUGAGAGUGUGCGGAAUCGGAUGCGCUAAAGUGGAGUACGCCAAAGGGAAGCAGAGAUGCCGAGAGGAAAUUGACUACCUGAAGUAUGAAGACGUGGUUCACCUUGAUGACCAGCCAGCUGAUACUGAUGGAUCAGUUAUCCUGAGACCUGGCAACAAGUACGAGUACAUGUUUGGCUUCGAGCUGCCGCAGCAAGGGCAAAUCGUGUCUUCUUACAAGGGCAAGUUCGGCUUUGUGCAGUACUAUGUCAAAGCUGUGAUGGAGAGGUCCUCCCAGCCUCCUCAAGAGUGCAGGAGGAACUUUGAAGUGGAGGAACCCCUAGAUGUCAACACUCCUGACCUGCUGUCCCCCACUGGCGGCAUGAAGGAGAAGAAGGUCACCUGCAUGUUCAUCCCAGACGGCCAGGUGUCUCUGAACGCCAAGAUUGACAGGCGUGGCUACUGCGAGGGCGAGGAGAUCAGCAUCAACGCCAAGUUUGAGAACACCUGCUCCCGCAUCGUGGUGCCAAAGGCCGCCAUCGUGGCCAAACAGAUCUACCAGGCCAAUGGCCGCACCAAGGUCUUCCGCCAGAAGCUCUCCUCCGUCCGCGGCAACCACAUCAUCUCGGGCAUGUGCGACGCCUGGCAGGGCAAGAGCAUCCGUGUGCCCAAGAUCAAGCCCUCCAUGCUGGGCUGCAACAUCAUCCGUGUGGAGUAUGCACUCAUGAUCUACAUGCACAUUCCCGGCAGCGAGAAGCUGAUCCUGGAGCUGCCCCUGGUCAUCGGUACCGUGCCUUACAACGGCUUCGGCAGUCGCACCAACAGCAUGAGCAGCCAGGACGGCUCGGUGAGCAACGCUUCCAACAGCUGGGUGUCGCUGCGCAUGCCCUCGGCGCCGCCCAGCUACUGCGACGUGAGGCGCGACGUGCGCCUGGACCAGCCCCUCACGCCCCUGCUGGACGACUACGACGGCGACGACAGCCCCAUCUUCAUGGACGCCCCCCACUUUACCUUCCCACCCCUACCUGCCUACUCAGAGGUGGAUGAGGAGUUCAACAGCAACGUCCGUAUGCUGCAAGUCUGCUAAGCUAUCUUCUAUACCUCCCACUGGGUCUGUGGUGGGGGUCGCCUUCUACUCUAGGCACUUGAACUAGUUCACCAGAUUGAACUCAGGAAAGACGCGCUCAAACAGCCCGUUUUAGGCCUGUGGAAAAGGACUGGUGGAAUUGUGAUUUUCGCGGCCACGGGGUCCGGGGGACCAGUUGAGGGGAACAAGAAGUGAAACAAGGAAGUUUGUGCUACUCCGUGCCUGCGCUGUCAGCAACCGUAGUUAUAAUUUUUUCGCAAAGCCAUCUGAGCUGACCACUCUAGCACGCUCUCUUCUCCAACCUUACUGCUGUUUCCGGGUUUCAGCGCUUGAACGAAGGCCCUGCGAAGUCGCGUGGUGCGCCGUAGUUCACUGUCCUUAAGCUGCUACCCCUGUGAACUUUGAGAGUUUGGAUGAAUCCACGUGUACUGCUGAGAAUUGGAAGCAUGUCCGUCUGUUGUAGUACUAGUCAAUAGACAUAGACACUCCAUGACUUUCUCUGCAUUUGGGACUGAGCUUUUCCAGGUAGUCCCCACAUUACUAAGAACAUGCCCACUUGCAUUGUUUUUCUCUGUUUUUUUGAGCAUGUCCGUCCUUCAUAACCAUUCUAGUCAUUCCAUUUUAAUAUCGUGGGGCAUUUCAUUUUGAGGAACCAUCUUAGCUCCUUCGCUCAUUUCUGUUGUCAUUCUAUCACUUAAUAAUGUUUGGUUGCAAUUACUUAUGACAUAUACUCCAUAUGGUGAUAAAAGUCCCCAAACUAUAUAACGAAGGGGCUGCUAAUGCAGAAACUAGACCAUGUUAUCUCGCAUACCAUUGUUGUAUUAAGCUGUCUUGUUUUCCUUUAUGAUCAUGAUGCACUUUUUUUGUAAUGGAUGCAGAUCAUUCUCUCGAUGCCUACAGAGAGAUGUUUCUGUUUUUUCUUCGUUUUUUUUUUUGUUCUUCCCAGUCUUCCAUUUGACUUUUUCCAUGCACUGUAAGUUUUGAUUAGUCUAACAAGCUAAAGCACAUCGUUAUGACCUACCCCAUGACCUGCCUCUGUAUGGUGAGCACAAACCUCUUACUAGCAAGGGCUAAAGCGAUCGUCUCGGAUUCUGAACAAGGGCUGAAUCACUAGGCCAAAAGAGAAAUGUUGACACUAAAAGUGCCAAAGUGGGUUGCCUGGAGGUGCACAAAAUGACAAAUUAGGAACGGCACCUCCACAAAAAGAAUAACGUUCCUUGUGGGAAAAUAAAUUUUUAUUCAAGAAAUCAUUUCACUCAGGACACCAUCGUGAGCAUAUUCUGAUGGUGAAUGUUCUUUUUUGUUUCUUGUAUUAAGUCUUCAAACUUCAUUGCUCGAAAAGCUUCAAAGACUGAUCUGUGAAAUGCACAUUUUGUUGUACAUGUCGUGGAAAGUGUUUCUUUUUGUAUUGGAAAAACCUAUGGGUUAGUUUUCUAUAAAAUAAAAAGUUUCAAAUUAA
Clupea harengus (Atlantic herring) is the source of this 2932-nucleotide messenger RNA. RefSeq names its product thioredoxin interacting protein a (gene txnipa). NCBI's taxonomy places the organism in Eukaryota, Metazoa, Chordata, Actinopteri, Clupeiformes, Clupeidae. The record is from RefSeq and is a predicted model, not a curated record. Gene Ontology annotation, biological process: protein transport. Gene Ontology annotation, molecular function: ubiquitin protein ligase binding. Gene Ontology annotation, cellular component: cytoplasm.